UCAUCAACAUUCAAUUAUCAGGAUGCGUUGGAUCUGAGGAGUCAGCUCACUGAAGAUGAACGGACUUUGAUGGAACAAACACAUGAAUAUUGUCAAGAUAAAUUACUACCGAGGGUCAUUGAGGCAUAUCGUGAAGAAAAAUUCGAUCCAACACUAGUUCCUGAAUUGGGUCGAAUGGGCUUGCUGGGAGCACCAUAUCACGGCUAUGGAUGUGCGGGAACUUCAUUUGUUGGUUACGGACUGCUGGCUCGAGAGGUUGAGGCCAUCGAUAGUGGUUACCGUUCAACAGUGAGCGUUCAGACAAGUCUUGUGAUUGGACCGAUUCAUAAUUUUGGUGAAUAA
Molecule: messenger RNA, 342 nt
Organism: Anisakis simplex (herring worm)
Lineage: Eukaryota; Metazoa; Nematoda; Chromadorea; Rhabditida; Anisakidae
Source: the annotation of a GenBank genome assembly